AUGCAUGUAGGCCUGGAGAAUUCGCCUCCAUACGACGCCAUCUCUUACCACUGGGGCACCUCUGAGGAGCGACGCCGGCUCACUGUGCUUGACGAAACAGACGCCUCCUCCACCCCCAAGUGGCUCGAGGUCUUCAAGCCAACCUACGACAUGCUGUAUAGCCUCUCCUCCCCUUGGAAGACCCGCAUCAUAUGGAUCGACGCCGUGUGUAUCGACCAGUCACAACAUACCAGCAACACGGAGAAGGGUCCGCAGGUAAUGCUCAUGAGAGAGAUAUAUGGGAAGGCCAGCCGCGUUAUUGUAUAUCUGGGCAACUCCAUACUGGCACCCGCAGCCCACAGCCUGAUACAUGACCUUUUACUCAUGCGUUCGGCUGGGUGUUCCGGCUCGGAGCUCUACCAGGUGGUGUCAAGGGGUGAAGGCAUGAGUGUCAGAUGGGUGGCCCUGAUACAGCUACUUUCACAGCCUUGGUUCAUGCGUGUCUGGGUGAUUCAGGAGGUAGCUGCAGCGUCCCUCAACUCCCCGAGAAUCUGGUACGGCGGAAGACUUUACGACUGGGUUUCUCUCCUGGACGCAUUUGGGCUCCUCGAAGACUUCGAGAUGACCGGCUUCCUACACACCAUACACCAAGGCCGCGUGGCAUUUAGCCAUCUCCUGAGCAUGCGAAGCAUGGAUGACGUGCGCAAGGGGACCUUCUUGGUUGACCUCAACAGGUGGUCAAAGGGCCUGAUGGAAAACCCAGCACCUCUGUUGUACCUUCUGGAAAGCUCCAUGGCCCACCAGGCUUCCGACGCCAGGGACAAGGUCUUUGCUCUGCUUGGUUUGAUGGGAGAGGAUCCGCCUCCCACGCUCACUCCCGACUACAGCAGCGAGACAACGGCCGAAUCUGUGUACAUCAAGACGGCAGAAUACCUCCUAACCGACGAGAGGCCACUCGCAUUUCUUCAGUUGGCUGGGGUGGGCGUCAGCAGACGCCAUCGGGCACUUCCCUCCUGGGUCCCGGACUGGGUGGACUCGCCCGACCGGGGCGCAUCCAUGUCAUCAACCCUCUGGCGCAAGUCGCACGUCCGCUACUACUACCAAGCAACUGGAAGUGCUGGGCCGGUAUUCAGCGUCAAACGCGUCGGCGAUCGUGAAGCAUUGGCGCUAUUGUGUACUCGCUUGGACACGUUGACGCGCCUCAGCGCUGUCCAUACGCCGGCAACCGAGGACGACAAGUUCAUUUUAAGUGCGCCGAACACAUACAUCGACCCCCGAGAUAUGCUGCAUGCUCAUCGAUGGCAUAAAGAAACGCUCGCCAUGGUGAUAGGGAGCCAUGCCCCGGACCCGUAUCCGGGUGGGCGACAGGCCCCCUGGCCAGCACCCUCCCCGUCAACUGCCCCCAAGGAAGCAGACAGCGACAAGCCGUCAGGUCUGGGGAGUGCGCCAUCCCAGCCGCUACGAGAAGUCUUCUGGCGCGUCUUGACGGGCGACCUCAACAUGCGCUGGAUGAUGCGCCCGGCCCCGAUGUCCCGCCAGGACGACUACGACAACUGGGUCUCCUUCAUGGCCGAGAUGGCCGGCUACCUGGCCGCCGACAGCAGAGACACGCACGUUCCCGUCCAUGACGCGGCCUUCUGGGGCAGACACGACGCCGGGCUGCCGUUUGCCAACGCCAUGGCGAGCUGCGCUGUCGGGCGCCGCGUUUGCGUCACGGCCGCGGGUCGCUUGGGCUGCGUCGCGCCGCUAUGCCAGGUCGGGGACGAGGUGGUGCUGAUCCACGGGGCGCCAACGCCGUUUGUUAUCAGGAAGGCCCCGGCAGAGACGGGAGCAGAUGGCAAUCUCUACGAGCUGGUUGGUCCCUGCUACAUGCACGGCGUUAUGGAUGGGGAGGCUAGCGGCGCCCGCGGCGCGGAGCAAAUUGUCUUUGUUUGA
Messenger RNA from Gaeumannomyces tritici R3-111a-1, 1914 nucleotides. RefSeq lists its product as hypothetical. Lineage: Eukaryota; Fungi; Ascomycota; Sordariomycetes; Magnaporthales; Magnaporthaceae. The record is from RefSeq and is a predicted model, not a curated record. The transcript has a single exon. Bases 1 to 1914 code for a protein of 637 amino acids.